This is a messenger RNA of Emiliania huxleyi CCMP1516, 1845 nucleotides long. RefSeq lists its product as hypothetical. The coding region runs from base 1 to 1641 and encodes 546 amino acids. Lineage: Eukaryota; Haptophyta; Isochrysidales; Noelaerhabdaceae. The record is from RefSeq and is a predicted model, not a curated record. The transcript has 9 exons.
AUGGCUGCAAGAAGCGAGGGCAACGGACCGCUCGACGAGGAGGAGCUUCGCGCCGCCGUCGAGGCCUCUGGCCUUUCGCCGACCCGCUGCUCCGCACUGGCCGCGCCUCUCUUCGCGGAGCUUUCUCUCUCGCCGCACCUGGGAAGCGUGUCCGACGUCUUCCAGGUCCUCGUGGUCAUCGAGGACGGGCUGCUCGGCCGUGCCGAGGCGGUGGACCUGAGUGAGCGCGUUCACCGCCUGCUUUCGGCCAACAGGGAGCGACGCGACGGCUGCGGCCGUCGGCGGCCAGCCGGCGGCACGACUGCCACGCAAGGUACUGCCUGCAGCCCAGCCGUGCAGCCCUCUGCGCUCGAGCGGCUGGCUUGGGCGCGAGAGCACAAGAGCGACGCGGACCGGUUCGAGCGCGACUAUGCGCACCAGCUCACGGCGGGCUCUCGGCUCGUCGGCCUGAGGCUGCAGCAGCGGCCCUUUAGCGCGCUGGGGUUCGCCUCGACAGUGUGGGACAGCUCCGUGGUCCUCUCCAAGGCCAUCGAGCGCUGGGCGGCGCGGGGAAGCGCCGGCCUCGCAGGCCUCCCGAGCAAGGCAGUGGUCGAGCUGGGGGCGGGGUGCGGCCUCGUCGGUCUCACCGCCGCCGCGCUGGGCACCGACCUCUUCUACCACGGCUGCCCCGCUUGGCUCGCCGUCGGCCGCAACCGCGGCGGGCUCGACGCGUUCCUCGCCGCGUCGCUUGGCUGGUCGUCUCGCCUCGCCGACCGCGCCACGGAGCUCGACCCGCUCUACCAGCUCGAAGACGUGGACCGCCCUCGCCGACUGAUCUUUGCGCUCUGCGGCCAGUCCAACAUGGCGGGCAGGGGAUCGCUGCUCGAGGCGGGCGUCGCCGCGCCGCCGCCCGACGCGCGCAUCAGCGCAUUCUCGCAGGAGGGCGGGGAAGAAGAGAGGUGGCGCGCGGGGGCCGGGCCUGGCCUCUCCUUCGCUCGCGAGCUGCUGCGGCGGGGCUUUGCGCAAGAGGUCGGUCUCGUGCCGUGCGCGUGUGGGGGUAGCGAGCUCUGCCACGCGGGGGAGACGCCUCGCCGACGGCUCUCAUUCACCGGGGCGUGGGAUGAGCUAGGCAGCGAGCUGGCGAGGUGGGAGGAGGGAGGCGAGUGGUGCGAGGCGGCGGCGGCCGUGAAGAGGGUGGCCGCGAGUCUGGGAGAGGGCGACACGCUCGCAGGCUUGCUCUGGCAUCAGGGCGAGUCGGAUUGCGGCGACGAGUCGCUCGCAACCUCGCCGGCGCUCGGCCGAUUGCGAGAGAGGCUCGGCUCGCCCACGCUUCCCGUGGUGCUCGGCGAGUUGGGCUAUUUCCUCGACCAGAGGGACGGCCGUUUCGCGCACGCGGCGACCGUCAACGCCGGGACCGUCGCGGCGCCAGAGCGGCUGCCUGCGGCGGCGUGCGUGAGCGCGCACGGCUUGGAGCACAAGGGCGACCGGCUUCACUUCAGCACCGCCUCGCAGCACGAGCUGGGGCGGAGGUACGCGCUCGCGUACUUGCGUUUGGUGCGUCCAAAGUCGGAGGCCGGAGAGAUCACCGCCGAGGCGCCGUUCGCAUUUCCAACGCACGCGCGCGGCGCCGAGGCAGCUGUCGCCCAGGCUAUCAUCGACUGAAGCAGCGCUCGGCGAGGUGGAUGGAUCGGGGGGAAGGGGCGAAAGGGUACCGUGCGGUAGAGGGUCAGCUCGGGGUGUGUGAGCCGGACCGCUUGGGGGCCGGACCCCCUCAAAGUCAUACCUCUGCGUUCUUGCACGUGGAGUGCGCGACGUAUCUCGUGUUCUCGUCUGUCGCCGUCCCAAACUGGCUCUCCCCAUUUUCCG